AUUUAUCAAGUUGAAUAUACUGAUCUAGAUAACAAAUUUAUCAAAAUAAGUACAUUUCACUGGUUUACGGGCAAGAAACCUUGCUCAGAGUUAUCAACAAAGAAGAUGGUUAGCAACCAGGAAUCGAAAUACUUGAUCCCGGUGCAAAAAGAAGCGUCACCGGUGACAGCUUUACCGAUGAAAGCUUCACCAGUGAAAUCUCCACACAACUGUGAGUCCAUUCUCAGAGACGCAGAUCCUCCAAUCUCUGUCUCCUCUGUUAAUCGCUCUGAAAAACUACGGUCUGGUGUUUUCUUGAAACCCACGAAACAGAUCAAAUAUUGGGUGGACGACAGAAACAGCAACUGCUUCAUGCUCUUUGCAAAGAACCUCUCUAUCACUUGGUCUGAUGACGUCAACUAUUGGACUUGGUUUACCGACAAAGAGUCACCAAACGAGACUGUGGAAGCUGUGGGAUUGAAAAACGUUUGUUGGCUUGACAUCACGGGAAAAUUCGACACGAGGAACCUCACUCCGGGGAUUGCUUACGAGGUGGUCUUUAAGGUGAAGCUAGAGGAUCCGGCCUAUGGAUGGGACACGCCGGUGAACCUAAAGCUAGUAUUGCCUAACGGUAAGGAACAACCGCAGGAGCAAAAGGUGAGUUUGAGGGAACUUCCAAGGUAUAAAUGGGUCGAUGUCAGAGUCGGCGAGUUCGUACCGGAGAAAUCUGCUGCCGGAGAUAUCACUUUCUCAAUGUAUGAGCAUGAGGCUGGUGUUUGGAAAAAAGGGCUCUCCCUCAAAGGUGUUGCAAUUCGUCCCAAACAGUAAUAAUCAAUAUGGCAUAUAAAAACAUAUAAAUAUCCAUAUGCACCAAUGGACCUUCUCUACAUGUGUUUCACAUCAUGUCAUGUGUUUAUAUGUGUAUAAUAAGGUUGAUCAUAUCUAUCGUCUUAUUAGUUUAAAUAACAACUUUGAUGUUGGUGUUGAAUAAAUUCAAAACGAGUGUUGAUGAUGUAAUAAUGUUUGAAGUUUAAA
Arabidopsis arenosa is the source of this 1014-nucleotide messenger RNA. Lineage: Eukaryota; Viridiplantae; Streptophyta; Magnoliopsida; Brassicales; Brassicaceae. The record is from the annotation of a GenBank genome assembly.